Molecule: messenger RNA, 1653 nt
Organism: Mesocricetus auratus (golden hamster)
Lineage: Eukaryota; Metazoa; Chordata; Mammalia; Rodentia; Cricetidae
Gene: Serpine3
Product: serpin family E member 3
Exons: 8
Coding region: 72-1370 (432 amino acids)
Biological process (GO): negative regulation of endopeptidase activity
Molecular function (GO): serine-type endopeptidase inhibitor activity
Source: RefSeq, a predicted model, not a curated record
UCGCCAGCUUCCUCCCUGGGGUGUCUUGUGAUUCAGAGCACAUUCUGCUCCACUCUUUUAAAAAGGGCAGCAUGUUGACACUCAAGACUCAAGAACAGAAUCAAACAAGGAAACAGCCGUUUGAUCAGAGUCGGUGUCCAGCCUCCAUGCUGCCUCUCCCGCUGGUCACUCUCUUUCUUGUCUCCUCCGGCUUCUCAGCUGGAGGAGGUAGCCCUCUCAGUGAAAGCCUGUGGCUGCUGAAGACUGAGUUUGCCCUUCACCUCUACCGGAGUGCAGCAGCAGAGAGGAACGGGACAAACUUCGUCAUCUCACCCGCCAGCGUGUCCCUCUCCCUGGAGAUCCUGCAGUUUGGAGCCCGGGGAAACACUGGCUGGCAGCUGGCAAGUGCCCUGGGAUAUACUGUGCAAGACCCAAGAGUGAGAGGGUUCCUGCACAGUGUGUAUACGGCACUGCACAACUCCAGUCGAGGCAUCGGGAUGGAGCUGGCCUGCACCCUUUUCAUCCACGCCGGGGCAUCCCUGUCUCCCUGCUUUGUGCAGCAGGUCUCCUGGUGGGCCAACAGCAGUCUGGAGCCAGCUGACUUUGGUGAGUCCAACCGCACCACCAUGGAUGUCUCCAAAGGCACACCCAGACAGAACACAGGUGAGGGCCCAGGUAGCCCCCUGUGGGAGCAGGCUGGUGCCCAGUCUGCUCAGCUCUCCAUCAUGAGCACCAUGACCUUCCAAAGUACCUGGCAGAGGAGAUUCUCUUCCAUGGCCUCGCAGCCCCUGCCUUUCACCCGCGCCCAAGGCCUCGUCCUUCAAGUUCCUGCAAUGCACCAAGUGACAGAGGUCAGCUACGGCCAGUUCCAGGACGCUGCAGGCCAUAAGGUAGAUGUUCUGGAGCUGUUGUACCUGGGAAGGGUGGCCAGUUUGUUCCUGGUGCUUCCCCAAAACAAGGACACCCCUCUGGACCUCAUUGAACCACACCUCACAGCCAGAGCCAUCCACCUCUGGGCCACCAGGCUGAAGAGAACCAGGAUGGAUGUGUUCCUCCCCAGGUUUCAGAUUCAAAAUCAGUUUGACUUAAAAAGCAUUUUAGGAUCAUGGGGUAUCACUGAUCUGUUUGACCCACUCAAAGCUAACUUGAAAGGAAUUUCAGGUCAAGAUGGCUUUUAUGUUUCUGAAGCAACCCACAAGGCCAAGAUGGAGCUUUCAGAGGAGGGCACCAAGUCAUCUGCAGCCACAGCUGUGCUGCUGUUAAGGAGGUCCCGGACUCCUGCUUUUAAAGCAGAUCGGCCCUUCAUCUUUCUUCUGCGAGAACAUAGCACAGGUACUGACUCUUUUAAAAAUUGGAUUCAGACAUUUAUCUUCAUCUCUCUAGCAAUCUAAUUUUACUUACCCAUUAUAAUCUCAAAUAAACAUUUCUUCUAGUGCUUUCUAUGGUGUUUUCAUAGUACAAAGGAACCUCUUUUCCUUCGUGGCUUUUACUUUUUCAUUCUAUUUAUUUGUAGCUAAUGCUGACUUUUUUUUUUUUAAGUUGAGUAGAUUUCUGUUUUAGAUACUUAAAAAGUCAUGAAAUCACAAGUCAAUCAAACCUUGCCUUUCCUUGUUGCUGUCUUAUCAUUUUAGAAAAGAUCAUUUCUUCAGGUCAAGAUAUACCACAGAAGUCAUC